This is a messenger RNA of Blepharisma stoltei, 645 nucleotides long. The record is from the annotation of a GenBank genome assembly. NCBI's taxonomy places the organism in Eukaryota, Ciliophora, Heterotrichea, Heterotrichida, Blepharismidae.
AUGGGAGCUGGAAGAUGCUGCUUUUGCACUAGUACAAAAUUGGCUUCAAAUCCAAUUAUAGCAAGACGACAAGAAACAAAUGCAAAUACAACUCAAACUCAAGUCACCCAAGUCCAUGGUUCUCAACGGACAAAUAACCUACCUCCUGUUCACCCAGGCAGUCGCCCUCCAACUAUACUAAAAGUUCUAAUAGACACAAAAGUCUCCCCUGACGACAUAAAAUCAGCUGAUUUUACCCCAGCCGCCACCCAGAAUAUCUCCUACCCUUAUACCUGUCCAAUAUGCUUCAAAUUUUAUUCCCACAUUCUUGUUACAAAGUGUUGCAAGAAUUAUAUCUGUCAUUUCUGCGCCAAACACCUACAAGCAAAAAUGGUCAAUUUUGAAAUAGCUUGCCCUCAUUGUAAGAGUAACCCUGUGGUUUUGACAGAUGUAGACUUAAAUGACCCAGUAAAAAAAUAUAGUGACUCUCCUUAUGGAACACAUAGGAGCACAAAUGACCGAAAUAAAUGGGUACCGAUACUACAAAUGGUUCGUGAAGACUCAUCAGAUACAGAACCUGCUGACGAGCUGAGAACUUUAAGCUUUACAAGGGAGUUUACUGAAGCAGAAGAAUUUUUGAGUAAAAGUUGCUCAAGAAGUGUAUAA